Tachyglossus aculeatus (Australian echidna) is the source of this 2456-nucleotide messenger RNA. RefSeq names its product WD repeat and coiled-coil-containing protein-like. The transcript has 3 exons. The record is from RefSeq and is a predicted model, not a curated record. Lineage: Eukaryota; Metazoa; Chordata; Mammalia; Monotremata; Tachyglossidae. Gene Ontology annotation, molecular function: kinase binding. Bases 40 to 2208 code for a protein of 722 amino acids.
CCUAGGAGAUCAUUUCUUGUAUCUAAACCGAAGGGGGAUAUGGACCUAGGCAAGGUCAGACUUCUGCGGGCUGGCCUUAACGCCUUGCGUCAAGCCCUCCACCCGGUUCACGGCCUAGCCUGGACCGACGGGAGGCGGGUGAUCCUGACGGCUUUGUCCGUUCGGCGCGGCGGAGAGCCCGCGUUGGGGGACUCGAGUGUCGUCGGGAAGUUUGCGCACGUCCACGGGCUCUCCUGGGGCCCUCCCGGUGCGGCCGACACCCCGGCUCUGCUCACGGUCCAGCACAAGAAGCGCGUCACCGUGUGGGAGCUGGGUUUCAGCCCGGACGAGAGGAACGGACUCCUGGCCUCCCAGACCUGUGAGAUGAGAGAGCCGUUGCCCGUCCUCCCUCAGGGCUGCGUGUGGCACCCGAAGAAGGAGAUCCUGACCGUCCUGACCCACCGGGAUGCCUCGGUCAUCCACUCGGUCCGUUGCGACGGCAUCGUCGUGAAAGCCGACGUCAAAGCCAGCGGUCUCAUCCACUGUGGUUGCUGGACCGAGGAGGGCGAUCGCUUGGUGCUGGCCGUAGGCAGCGCGUUGCAUUCUUACGUCUGGGACAAUGCCCGGAAGACCUUGCUCCCCUGUUCCUUUUGCCCGAUUUUCGACGUGGGAGGCUACAUCUGUGCUACCGAAGCCACCGUGGGUCUCCAGAUCGCUGCAGCCACCGGACGGCCACUGGAAAAGUCGUGUGGCCUCCACGCAGGGCUUGCCUUUGAUAGGACCACUAGCUCUGAAAUAGCAUCUCUGGUCCGCCGUCCUACCCUUGGGCUCAUGGACGAGGACUAUGAUGUGGACUUUGGAAAGAAGGCCACAGAGUCCAGGAAAUCCCUCUUCACGGAAACACCCUCUUUAGGGUCUCGAGAUCUAGCCCGUAUCUUAGCCAAGCAUCGACGAUCCGAUCCGAGCCCUCUGAUUUCCCUGAGGAGCAAGGACAAACCCCCAGACGCCGGCCAAGGCUCCUCCUCUCUGAUCCUGGUAACCUUUGAGAGGAAGGUCACUACCACGAGAAAAGUCAGAAUCCCAGGUAUCCCGGUUCCCGACAUAAUUGCAUUCGAUGCCCCAACUCAGACCGUGGCUGUCGCUUCGAAUGCUUGCGACACCAUAACGGUCCGUUCGAUAGCCGCCUCCUCCGGGCCCAGUGUUCGACGGAUCCAACUGGAGAAGGACGAAAGACCAAAGGGGGCCUGCUUCUCGACAGACAAACUGUUGCUGAUCCUGGUGGGGAAAUCCACAGACUCCGCUUCCCCGCCGGCUUCCAACUCGGAAACGUAUCUCGCUCGCCUGAUGUUUCAAGAGGCGUUACUGGGCGAGGAGCCCCCGAGCGGGCCCCGAGGUCCCCAGAAUGUGCGUUUCGGCUGCGACCCUUCGGUGGACGUUCCUGGGAGAAGGCGGUUUUCCGAGAAUCCAUCCCGGGGAGAGCCCUUGGUGAACUGGGAGCUGUUGCUGAGGACGGGUGACCCUCUGGCCCGGUCUCCAAGCACAAAAAGGCGAAUCACGCACGAAGCCGGGAGCCCCGGUUACGAGAAGAGACCCGGAAGGGGAUCUUCUGGAGCCGGGGACACUCUGGAGGCGGUGUCCCUCGGUCGGUCCCCGUCCCUAGUCGGCCUGGGGACCGGGUUCCCUAGCCGGCCGGCGUCUCCCAAGCUCGCGUCGGGGGUGACCCACGAGACGGCAGACCCCCCAAAGCACGACGGCUGCCUGGGGGCAAGAAGGGGCGGCCACUUCGUCAGGAGCCUGGAGAGUCUGUGCGGCAACUUGAGGGAACUUCAGCACCGCCUCUCGGAGCUCACGGCCCUCGCUAGGGACGGGAUGAGGCCUCCCCACAUUUACCCUUCUGUCCGGGAGCCUUCUUUUGUGAACAUCACGUUCCAGAAGCCCUUUGCAGCAGAUGAGACUGGAGAAGAAAAGAGAACGGUCCUUCUCUGUGACGGUAAACUCCACCUCAAGACAGCCCAGGAGGCUUUCAAUCUGUCCGUUAUUGAAAUGAAACAUGACUCUUCCUGGAUCAUUCUGACCGCAGACAUUGAUGGUUUUGUGCCAUUAACAUUCAAAGCAGCACAGGAGAUCAUCAUAAGGGAUGGUCGUGUCAGCGAGGAAAGCUGUCAGAGUCGUUCUGGCAAAAAUACGGAUAUCAGCAGUUCUGCAACACUGCCAAGCGGCAUGACAUAAUUUCUGGAGGAAGAAUGAUAGCACGGUCUGGACCGGUUUUGCCAGCCAAUCCGGGGAAAGAAAAAAGGAACUGAGAAAAGGAUCCCUUCGGAGCUGUCAACGGCACUGUCACUGCAUCGUUCUGGUAAAUCAAACGUCCAAUUUCAACCUAACACCCGGGAUCUCAUCCACCCCCACCACCGCUCUGGAUUUUCCUGUGGAAGCAGGUUCAGAGCUGCAGCCUUUUGAUUUCUUGGCUUUUAAUAGUU